AUGAUCUUUUUAGACGUUACUAGACGUACUAUUACUCUUAUAAAAUCCAGCGCUCGUAAAGUACAAGGCAAUGAAGAAUACACUUCAGGUAGUACAGGUGGUGUUGGUGUUUUAAACGAAAGCAAUACAAUUAAUUGUCGUAUGUCUAGAGCACGUCGUCUUCCGGCUUGGUAUAAAGAUUACGAUACUGAUUUUGCUAUGCAUGAAGAAGGUGUAAUGGACAGGGAAGAAGUACAAGCUCAACUCACACCAGGUAUAGAAUUAGAAGAUUCAUCAUCUGUAGAUAAAGAUGUUCCAAUAGAGUAG
Messenger RNA from Schistosoma margrebowiei, 306 nucleotides. The record is from the annotation of a GenBank genome assembly. Lineage: Eukaryota; Metazoa; Platyhelminthes; Trematoda; Strigeidida; Schistosomatidae.